Messenger RNA from Nannospalax galili (Upper Galilee mountains blind mole rat), 2837 nucleotides. It is a transcript of the gene Cpt1c, whose product is annotated as carnitine palmitoyltransferase 1C. Bases 320 to 2722 code for a protein of 800 amino acids. Gene Ontology annotation, cellular component: mitochondrion. NCBI's taxonomy places the organism in Eukaryota, Metazoa, Chordata, Mammalia, Rodentia, Spalacidae. The record is from RefSeq and is a predicted model, not a curated record. The transcript has 20 exons. Gene Ontology annotation, molecular function: carnitine O-palmitoyltransferase activity. Gene Ontology annotation, biological process: carnitine metabolic process; fatty acid metabolic process.
GGCGGAGACAAAGCCCCGGACCUCAGGACCCGGCUAGGCAGGCGCACACCAGUCCUGAGCUGGGUGUCCAGUGACUCCGGGGGACGUGUGACCAGCCCUCUAACCCUGGACCAUGUCCACCCCACACCCCCCACCGCGAAUGCUGAGUCCUUAGGUGGGCACCGAGUUCUCAGCAGCACAGGUCAGGGGUAGCCGCGAGCCAGCCCUCCAGCCCCUCUGAACACUCUCAGAGGACCCCAGUUGAAGUCCUCAAGACCUUUGAGUACCCAACUGGAACUUCAGCACCCUUAAGUGCUUAAGGCAGAGGACCCCAGGGGACAUGGGUGAGGCACACCAGGCCUCGGGCUUGCUGUCCUCACUGAGCUCGGAUGGGUCGGAAGUAGAGCUGAGCUCCACAGUGUGGCAGGAGAUCUACCUAUCAGGCCUGCGCUCUUGGAAAAGGCAUCUCUGGCGUUUCUGGAGCGACUUUCUUACUGGUGUGGUCCCUGCCAGCCCCCUCAGCUGGCUCUUCCUCUUCAGUGCAAUCCAGCUGGCUUGGUUUCUCCAGCUGGAUCCCUCCUUAGGACUGAUGGAGAAGAUUAAAGAGUUACUGCCAGACUGGGGUGGACAGCACCAUCGCCUCCGAGGGGUCCUGGCAGCAGCGCUGUUUGCCUCAUGUCUGUGGGGAGCCCUGAUCUUCACGCUUCACGUGGCCCUGAGGCUUCUUCUGUCCCAUCAUGGCUGGCUUCUGGAACCUCAUGGAACUAUGUCCUCACCCACCAAGACCUGGCUGGCGCUGGUCCGCAUCUUCUCCGGCCGCCGCCCCAUGCUGUUCGGCUUCCAGCGUUCGCUGCCGCGGCUGCCGGUACCCGCGGUGCAGGACUCAGUGCGCAAGUACCUGGAGUCCGUCCGCCCACUGCUCCGCGACGACGCCUUCGACUGCGCGGCGGCGCUGGCGCACGACUUCCUGCGGCUGCAGGCGCCGCUGCUGCAGUUCUACCUGCGCCUCAAGUCCUGGUGCGCCUCCAACUACGUCAGUGACUGGUGGGAAGAGUUUGUGUACCUGCGCUCACGCAACUCCCUGCUGGUGAACAGUACCUUCUACAUGAUGGACUUCCUGUACGUCACACCCACACCGCUGCAGGCGGCCCGGGCUGGGAAUGCUGUCCACGCCCUGCUCCUGUAUCGCCAUCGUCUGAACCGCCAGGAGAUUCCACCCAUCUUGCUGAUGGGAAUGCGACCCUUGUGUUCUGCGCAGUACGAAAGGAUAUUCAACACCACACGGAUUCCAGGGGUGGAAAAAGACCACCUCCGUCAUCUCCAGGACAGCCGGCAUGUGGCUGUCUUCCACCGGGGCCGAUUCUUCCGGGUGGGGACCCACUCCCAGAAUGGCCUGCUGUCCCCAAGGGCCCUGGAGCAGCAGUUUCAGUGGAUCCUGGACGACCCUUCCCCUGCCUGUCCCCACGAGGAGCAUCUAGCAGCCUUGACCACCGCUCCCAGGAGUAUGUGGGCCCAGGUGCGGGAGUCGCUGAAGACCCAUGCCACCUCUGCCCUGGAAGCUGUGGAAGGGGCCGCCUUCUUUGUGUCCCUUGAUUCUGAGCCUGCGGGACUGACCAAGGAGGACCCUGCAGCGUCCCUGGACGCCUAUGCUCACGCUCUGCUGGCUGGCCGGGGCCAUGACCGCUGGCUGGACAAAUCCUUCACCCUCAUCAUCUUCUCUAACGGGAAGCUGGGCCUCAGCGUGGAGCACUCGUGGGCCGACUGCCCCAUCUCAGGACACAUGUGGGAGUUCACCCUGGCCACAGAAUGCUUCCACCUGGGGUACGCAGCGGACGGCCACUGCAAAGGGCAUCCUGACCCCACACUGCCGCAUCCCCAGCGCCUGCAGUGGGACCUUACAGAACAGAUCCAUCAGUCUGUCUCUCUGGCUCUGCGGGGAGCCAAGACCUUGUCUGGUGACACCGACUGCCAUGUCCUCCCCUUUUCCCACUUUGGCAAGAGUUUCAUCAAACGCUGCCUCGUCUCUUCAGACAGCUUCAUUCAGAUGGUCCUUCAGCUAGCCCACUUCCGGGACAGGGGUCAAUUCUGCCUGACUUAUGAGUCAGCCAUGACUCGACUGUUCCUGGAGGGCCGGACAGAGACCGUGCGGUCUUGCACAAGAGAGGCAUGCCACUUUGUGAGAGCCAUGGAAGACAAGAAGACAGACCAGCAGUGCCUUGCCCUGUUCCGGAUGGCUGUGGACAAGCACCAGGCUCUCCUGAAGGCAGCGAUGAGUGGGCAGGGGAUCGAUCGCCACCUCUUCGCACUCUACAUUGUGUCCCGAUUUCUCCACCUGCAGUCGCCUUUCCUGACCCAGGUCCAGUCCCAGCAGUGGCUACUGUCCGCCAGCCAGAUCCCUGUGCAACAGACGCACCUGUUUGACAUCCAUAAUUAUCCAGAUUAUGUUUCCUCGGGAGGUGGAUUUGGGCCCGCUGAUGACCACGGGUAUGGCAUCUCCUACAUCUUCAUGGGGGAAGACAUGAUCACCUUCCACAUCUCCAGCAAGAAGUCAAGCAGAAAAACAGACUCUCACCGGCUGGGGCAGCACAUCAAGGAUGCCCUGCUGGACGUGGCCUCUCUGUUCCAGGCUGGGCAGCAUCUCAAGCACCAGUUCAGGAGCCUGGGGGAGGAGGACUCGGGGCACAGUCAUGGAUCAUCUCUCUCCAGUGAUACUGUGGGCUCCAAGGCCUCCCCCAACUUCUGAACCCUCUGGAGGGAGCUGGUCUCCCUCAGGAAGUGGGGCACCAUCCUCAGAGCUGGGCUGCUGUAGGAGAACAAAGCAGCCCCACACUGGGCAAUAAAGCUGUGUGAGCUGGGCA